Culex quinquefasciatus (southern house mosquito) is the source of this 3205-nucleotide messenger RNA. It is a transcript of the gene Tpst, whose product is annotated as protein-tyrosine sulfotransferase. The record is from RefSeq and is a predicted model, not a curated record. Gene Ontology annotation, molecular function: protein-tyrosine sulfotransferase activity. Gene Ontology annotation, cellular component: Golgi apparatus. The coding region runs from base 1507 to 2706 and encodes 399 amino acids. NCBI's taxonomy places the organism in Eukaryota, Metazoa, Arthropoda, Insecta, Diptera, Culicidae. The transcript is spliced from 6 exons. Gene Ontology annotation, biological process: peptidyl-tyrosine sulfation.
AAAUAAAGAGAGAGCGCGAGUUGAGUCGAUGUAAAAUAAUUCUGACUUUUUCAAGAGUCAAGUCUUGCUUGAAGUGGAGUUCGGCUUCGCGAGGAAAUUCCGCUCAGUUUCCAUCGGAGCGCGAACCUAAAUUCACGUCGUGACGGACAUUUGUGGCGUGGCCGUCUAGAACCAUUGUGGUGUGUUGGAGCAAGAAGAAAGAAGAGCUGUGACUUUUUCACAGAGUUGUCAUUGAACUGUGUGGUGUGGUGCAAUUGAUAAAGUUGGAACAGUUGUUGAGGCGAAAUCUCUCGCACUCUCCGUAAUCCGAAACUGGUCACUGUCCGGUUGCUCUCUAAUCGCGUCCAGGGGCUAUCAGUCAGAGGAAGAGCCUCCGUCUGAGAGGUUCCGCAAUCCGGAACGUACUCGGAAGAUUGUUUCCUGGGGAGUGAUUCGCGCUUUUGAGACGAAAUUUGAGUUAGGUUUCGAGUUUGACAGCUGGUUGAUAGUGCACUUCCUCCUUCCGGAGGUGGAACAGGUUCCGGACGCGGGGGAAUCCCCCCGCGAUCGUCGUCGUAAUCCGUCAGACCAUCGACGUUAAGUGCAAAUAUAUGGCUCCUCACACUUAAAUUGCAGUGUAAAGUGCGGUGUUUUAUCAUAAAUUGAAUAAGAAUCUUGUACUCCGGGAUCGACGGAGUGAGGGCGGUGGCCACGACGGUGUCGGGAACGGGUACUGCUACUUUUAUGACCCACCCCGGAGCACAACUCUCGUAACAGUAUCGCACCGCGGCGGCCCUUCGGAGUAGGAGGCAACCAGCAAGGCAUAAAAAUAGAGUGAAACCACACCAACAGCAGUAGCAACAGCCAGCAGCAGAACUGAAUCGGAACGAAAUAAUUUCUCCAAACCAACAGCGAAAGAGCGCUUGAAGAACCUCGGGACUCGAGAAUUACGGUUCCAGUUAUAUCAACACACACACACACACACACGCGUGCACGUGGUCGAAUCUCUCUGUUUCCCCCUCCGGGACGUGCCCCAGCCAUCAGAAAGAGGUUACCCGAACCACUCCGAAAGCGUCGAAAGUCAAUCCAAGUGAAGCCGGGAGUAGUGCUAAUAGAUUUACCACGAUACUUGGAAGAAUCUCCGCAGUUCGGGUCGGUCUUCACGCCGAUUAGAACACCCGUUAGUCGCAUUUACUAAACCGGUGGUGGCGUGUUGGAAAUUGGAUCUUCGGUGGAUUUUUUUUUGGGAAUUUGUUGGGCGGAUUCCGGUCAACAAACGUGACGGGUCAGGUCGGAGGGCCAGAUGGAGCUGCUGGUAGACAAGCUAGUGCAAGACGAUCAGCUUUGGAGUAGUAGUUGGAGCGGGGUUCAGCCGAAUCAAAGUGGAAGUUUAGUAAUUUAAAGGUCAACAGUAAUUGCGCGCGCACACACACAUAUCGAGAGAAGAUACUUAAAAGUCAAAUUUUUAAACACAAACAAAAAAAUACCAAAGAAGAAACAGAGACUGACUGACCUGGCCUUGAUGCGAUGCGGCUCGUGAUGCGCAACCGGAAGAUUGUGCUGGGCGUUGCGGGGGCCGCGAUCCUGCUGUUGAUGGUGUUCUUCAAGGGCACGGAGUUGGGGGCGCGAUGUCUCGCCAACGGUGGCGGAUCGGUGGGGGAGAUGGUGCGGGGCGAAACGGGAUCCGGCGGGGAGGAUGAUGGUCAUGGGUUGGGAGGAAGUUACAAGUACCACCGGAACAUGCCGCUGAUCUUCAUCGGGGGCGUGCCGCGAUCGGGCACGACGCUGAUGAGGGCGAUGCUGGACGCGCACCCGGAUGUGAGAUGUGGCCAGGAGACGCGCGUUAUCCCGCGCAUCCUGCAGCUGCGCUCGCACUGGAUGAAGUCGGAGAAGGAGUCGGUGCGGCUGGUCGAGGCCGGCAUCACGAAGGAGGUGCUCAACAGUGCGAUCGCGCAGUUCUGUCUGGAGAUCAUCGCCAAGCAUGGGGAUCCGGCGCCGCGGCUCUGCAACAAAGAUCCGCUCACGCUCAAGAUGGGCUCGUACGUGAUCGAGCUGUUUCCAGAGGCCAAGUUCCUGUUCAUGGUACGGGAUGGGCGAGCCACCGUGCACUCGAUCAUCUCGCGUAAGGUCACCAUCACCGGGUUCGACCUGUCCAACUACCGGCAGUGCAUGACCAAGUGGAACCAGGCGAUCCAAACGAUGCACGAUCAGUGCAAGGAGAUCGGCAAGGAUCGCUGCAUGAUGGUGUACUACGAGCAGCUGGUGCUCCACCCGGAGGAGUGGAUGCGGAAGAUCCUGCAGUUCCUGGACAUUCCGUGGAACGACUCUGUGCUGCACCACGAAGAGUUUAUCAACAAGGAGAACGGUGUGGCGCUGUCCAAGGUGGAACGCUCCUCGGACCAGGUGAUAAAGCCGGUCAACCUGGAGGCGAUGUCCAAGUGGGUCGGCCACAUCCCGGAGGACGUCGUGCGGGACAUGGCGGACGUGGCGCCGAUGCUGUCCGUGCUCGGGUACGACCCGUACGCGAACCCGCCCGACUACGGCAAGCCGGACACGUACGUGCAGGAGAAUACGUACAAGGUUCGCGCCAACCCGCAGAUGUGGGAGCACAAGGUCAAUCAGCUACUUAAUCGGGACGGAAACCUACCACCGAAUCGGGACGGCAACGGCAACAACAACAACGAGGAUGAGGACGACUAUGGCAAUAAUAAGGAACGUAAAACGUGAUAUUAGAGAAUUUAGCUUUUUAUUCCUGAAAGGACGGGGGGCGAAAGUUGAACCGGAACCGGAAACACAACACAAAAGUGGUGAAUUUUCAUCAUUUUUUAACAAUUCGAUAGGCAAGUACAUAUAGAGGGAGGGGAGUCCAAAAAGAAGAAAACAAGUCGUGUUGUUUUAAAGCACAAAUUCGUACAGUAAAAUGAAAGGAACUUAAAGAAACUUAAUGAAAACGGAAGCAAGCUUGCUGGCUGGCUGGCUGCUGGAGACGAAGAAGUUGAUCAAAUCAAAUGCCUGCGCUGUGUUGUUUAGUAGAAGUGAAACCGUGAGAGUAAAGAGAGCUUCGAUUUUUUUCGCUGUAAGUAACGUUCACCGUGUAAUAAUCGUGUAGGAAUCGAAUGUUGUCACUGCUGAUGAGAAGAAAGAUAUCGGAGCUACUAGGUUAGGUUAGAGGGAAAGGGGUGAGGGGACCAAUUAUCGACCGGAAACGAAUAACAAAUUAUUUACA